AUGAACCCCCUCUCCUCGCACCCUCCGCGCACGCCGCGGACGUCUGUCAUCUCUUCGUCGACCUAUGUUUAUGGCGCGAGCGUCUACGAGGACGCGCCGUCGCACGCAAUGGCCGAGAAGGUCGAGGUCAAAGAAGAAGUGUACGACCCCGCAGACGAACCAGACGACGAUGACGCGGAGACCGCGGCAGCGUCGAAGCGCGUCCGCAGGGAAGAUGUAUGGCGGGAGAUGAUCAUAACGAGCGACGGGAGGGACAAGGCUUUCAAACUUAUCCAAUACACGAUACGCACGUAUCUUCUCUUUCAUAAUCCUAUUGUGAAGCGAAUGCAAUGGAAGACACCAUGGGUGAAGAGACUGGAUGAUACCGCCAGCGGACUCAGUUUCUCCAGGAAGACACUCCUUCUCUUUAACUGGCUCUCCCCCCUCACCACCAUCAUGUCCGCCCAACAGGCCGUACCCUUCUCUUCCGACACCGCAAAACCCUCCGCCUCCCCUCUCAACGAGAAAUCCGCCGCCCCAGCGGAAUUCACCUUCAACCCACCGCCCUCGCGCGCGAAACUCGCAGCCAAGUCCGCCGCGCAGCGCACGAAGCCGUUCUUGCAAGCGCUCCUGUACGCACCGCCACCCGUCCUGCUCGAGCUCGUGCAGGCGAUGGCGGACGAUGCGGCGACGUUUGCGAAAUUGGGCCUGCUCAGCAAGAAGUUCGGCGACCGUGCGGGCAGGUUUUCGGAUUGGUGUUGGUUGUUGAGUACGCUGGCGGGUUUGGUGGAGAACGCUGUUGAGCGCAGCGUGAUUGUGAAUCUGAAGGAUGAGGGUGCGAUUUCUUUCGACGCGCUAUUCCAAGCACGUCUGUACGCCGAAUCCAUGUCCGGUGCCACCAACCGGUCCCUGCCCAAGGCUUCCAAGCACGACGAGCGCGAGCUCGGCCGGUUGGACAAGCGCGACUACUGGCUGACCAUCACGCGGACGAAGCUGCUGAUGGACCUGAUUUUCGUUUCGUACGACCUCUUCAACAUCAAGCGCGGCAAAAAGUCGAUACAGACCUUCUCUGGCCUGACUUCUGGCAUCUUGAGCUCGAUGAAGCUCUUCGACCGCCAUCGGGGGCAGCUCCUUAAGAAGGCCAAUGCGCUAUAGGACGGUUUCCGUGUUACGGGUCCUACGAUCUGUGUCUGUUGGACUCCAAGUAUGUGAUCUACUACCCCUUCUCUGCGACGCUCAUCGCUCUUCGUCCGCAUAUACCUUUAAUCUUUGCUGUAUGUAUGUUCUUGGUUACUGUAAGCGAUACCGUGUCUGCUCAGCCUAAUAGUAAUACGAUCCUAGACCAUGUUUUCUACUUCCUAUCCAGCUUGACGAUGGCUCUACCCUGGCGUGCCCUGCCAUCACCUUCACCAAAUUCGCCUCUGCAGUCGCCAAGCCCAGUUGCGCGCAUCGCACAGACCAGUCAGUCGAAUCUCAGGAUGUUCAGCGUUCGAGUCCAUCCAUAUUUCGCUCGAUGCAAUAUUAUGCGUACAAGUACAGGUUACAUAUGACUAGACUACUCCCAGCAAGCAGACGAUAUGCUAGAAUAAACAAUGCAAGAAGACAACGACGGGGCAGGUAGACAGGAUAAUUCUAGUA
Molecule: messenger RNA, 1617 nt
Organism: Schizophyllum commune H4-8
Lineage: Eukaryota; Fungi; Basidiomycota; Agaricomycetes; Agaricales; Schizophyllaceae
Exons: 5
Coding region: 1-1134 (377 amino acids)
Biological process (GO): peroxisome fission; regulation of peroxisome size
Cellular component (GO): peroxisomal membrane
Source: RefSeq, a predicted model, not a curated record